AUGGCUUUAGCAAACUACACAGCCAAACCUGCUAUGGCAGUGGAGGACUUGCUUCUCCUACUGGACAAUUCAACUUACAAUUUAACAAACACCACGGUGGCGGUACCUCACUACCCAUCAGGUUACGGUCUUCCGCAGAUCGUGGUGGCCUCGAUAAUAGUUACCAUAGUGAUGAUAGUCGUGGUUGUUGGCAACAUGCUGGUCAUCAUAGCCAUCACGACGGAGAAGGCUCUGAAAAACAUACAAAACUGGUUCAUCGCCUCCCUAGCCGUGGCCGAUUUCUUCCUAGGUCUCGUGAUAAUGCCCUUCUCUCUGGCCAACGAGUUAAUGGGCUACUGGAUCUUCGGCCCGUGGUGGUGCGACAUCCACAGUGCCAUGGAUGUUCUGCUAUCCACUGCCUCGAUCAUGAACUUGUGUUUAAUAUCGUUGGACAGGUAUUGGAGCAUCACCCAAGCGGUGGAGUACCUGAAAAAGAGGACUCCUGUUAGAGCUAUUGUUAUGAUCGCUGCGGUUUGGAUUCUGUCAGCGCUCAUCUGUAUACCACCGCUGCUCGGUUGGAAGGUGGAACAGAAACCAGACGAGCAGUACCCCAAAUGCCAGGUAAUAAAUUAG
Messenger RNA from Brassicogethes aeneus, 612 nucleotides. The record is from the annotation of a GenBank genome assembly. NCBI's taxonomy places the organism in Eukaryota, Metazoa, Arthropoda, Insecta, Coleoptera, Nitidulidae.